AUGAGGGAAAAAGACUCAGGAAGAGGUUUCGAGUUCCCAACGAUUAUGGACGGUGUGAAUUGUUCAGAGAAGGGUAUCCCUUCUUGUUGCUUGAAGGCUGAAAGCCAUUCUACUGUUCUUCCUGGGUGGUUCUCAGAAUCUCAGUCUUCUUCUGGUAAGGCUGAGAAGACGGUUUACUUCAACAAUCCUAUAUGGCCUGGAGAAGCACAUUGUUUGAAAGUUGAAAGCAUCCUGUACCAGGCAAAGUCAGACUAUCAAGAGGUUCUUGUUUUUGAGACAUCAAGCUAUGGGAAAGUUCUUGCUCUCGAUGGUAUAAUUCAGCUGACUGAGAAAGAUGAAUUUGCAUAUCAAGAGAUGAUAACUCAUCUUCCGCUUUGUUCAAUCCCAUCUCCCAAAACUGUUCUGGUUGUUGGAGGGGGUGAUGGUGGGGUCCUAAGAGAGAGAUCUCGGCACAGCUCUGUUGAGCACAUUGAUAUAUGUGAAAUAGAUAGGAUGGUUAUAGAAGUUUCUAAGAAGUUCUUUCCAGCAUUAGCUGCUGGAUUCGAGGACAGUCGUGUUUUUCUUCAUGUCGGUAAGACGAAACAAUCUGGAUUUGAUGAUGUUUAUCAUAUUCUCCAGCUGAUAGUUUUUUCGUGCAUGAUCUUAACAGCGGUUGAGUUUCUCCGUCAUGUGCCGGAAGGGAAGUACGAUGCGAUCAUUGUCGAUUCGUCGGAUCCUGUAGGUCCUGCUCAAGAGCUUGUGAAAAAACCAUUCUUUGAGACCAUAGCAAGAGCUUUAAGGCCUGGUGGUGUCCUAUGUAACAUGGCGGAGAGUAUGUGGCUUCAUACACAUGUAAUUGAUGACAUGGUCUCGAUUUGCGGAGAAAUAUUAAAGGGUUCUGUUCAUUAUGCAUGUGCAAGUGUUCCAACAUAUCCAAGGUAUUCGAUUAUGCUUUCUAUUGUUACCAUUUAUCAAUCAGCAAAGUAUCAAGUUUAG
Messenger RNA from Hibiscus syriacus, 975 nucleotides. RefSeq names its product spermine synthase-like. Gene Ontology annotation, biological process: spermidine biosynthetic process. Gene Ontology annotation, cellular component: cytosol. NCBI's taxonomy places the organism in Eukaryota, Viridiplantae, Streptophyta, Magnoliopsida, Malvales, Malvaceae. Gene Ontology annotation, molecular function: spermidine synthase activity. The coding region runs from base 1 to 975 and encodes 324 amino acids. The record is from RefSeq and is a predicted model, not a curated record. The transcript is spliced from 6 exons.